Arachis stenosperma is the source of this 2074-nucleotide messenger RNA. Its product is annotated as low affinity inorganic phosphate transporter 8-like. The record is from RefSeq and is a predicted model, not a curated record. Gene Ontology annotation, biological process: transmembrane transport; phosphate ion transport. Gene Ontology annotation, cellular component: membrane. Bases 101 to 1783 code for a protein of 560 amino acids. The transcript has a single exon. Gene Ontology annotation, molecular function: phosphate transmembrane transporter activity. NCBI's taxonomy places the organism in Eukaryota, Viridiplantae, Streptophyta, Magnoliopsida, Fabales, Fabaceae.
UAAGAAACAUACCUGAACCUGAUUUAUAUAAACUAAGCAUGCCAUUACUCUGUCCUUUCGCCUACCUUCCCUGGUUGAAAACCAUCCUUUGAUCAUCACCAUGGCAACACCGACAAGCAAAAAUGUUUUCUCAGCACUUGACAAAGCUAAGACACAAAGAUACCAUUACAAAGCAAUUGUAAUUGCUGGAAUGGGAUUCUUUACUGAUGCCUAUGAUCUCUUCUGCAUCACGGCCGUGGCGAAGCUUAUAGGCCGCCUUUACUACUAUGAUCCUACUAGUCAUGACCCUGGAAAGCUACCAAAGAAUGUGAACAACGCAAUAACAGGCGUGGCGCUGUGCGGAACGCUUGCAGGACAACUCUUCUUUGGCUGGCUUGGAGACAAGCUUGGUAGGAAAAAGGUUUAUGGAAUAACUCUUGUUACCAUGGUUGGUUGUGCUUUAGCAACAGGCCUUUCCUUUGGUUCCACAUCAAAAGGGGUGGUGGGAACUCUAUGCUUCUUUAGAUUCUGGCUAGGAUUCGGCAUUGGAGGAGACUACCCUCUUUCGGCCGUGAUAAUGUCCGAAUAUGCGAACAAGAAGACUCGAGGCGGCUUCAUUGCAGCCGUCUUUGCAAUGCAGGGAGUUGGAAUACUGGUGGCUGGAGGCGUAGCCAUGUUUGUCUCCCGUCUUUUCUUAUCAGCAUAUCCGGCUCAUGAUUUCGCAGCCGAUCCGGCUGCGUCUACUCAGCCUGAAGGAGACUUUCUGUGGCGAAUUGUGCUAAUGUUUGGUGCAUUUCCAGCAGCAUUAACAUAUUAUUGGAGAAUGAAAAUGCCAGAAACUGCGCGAUACACGGCCUUGGUGGAAGGAGAUCACAAGAAAGCUGUCCAAGAUAUGGAGAAAGUUCUAGAUAAGGACAUACCUUCAGAAGAAUCGAAUUACCGGCUUGACGACGCUGCGCCUAGCACCUCUUAUGGACUAUUCUCAUCAGAGUUUCUAAGCAGGCAUGGUUUACACCUUCUUGGAACAACCAGCACAUGGUUCUUGUUGGAUAUUGCAUUCUAUAGCCUUCAACUUGCACAGAAAGAUAUCUACCCUGUGAUUGGACUAGUACACAAGGCUUCCAAAAUGAAUGCCAUAAGAGAGGUUUAUGAACUCUCUAGAGCAAUGUCUGUCGUCGCCCUGCUCGCCACCGUGCCCGGAUACUGGUGCACUGUAUUCUUCAUUGACAAGAUUGGAAGGUACACAAUCCAGCUUGUUGGCUUCCUUGCAAUGUCUGUUUCUAUGUGGUUUCUUGGACACAAUUAUGGAGAAUACAGGGGACAAUCUAACUGCAGCCCGGCCGUAACGACCGAUUACUGUAACGGCAAGCCUCACAUGUUUGCUCUACUUUAUGGAGUUACCUUGUUCUUUGCUAACUUUGGACCCAAUAGUACAACUUUUAUAGUGCCGGCGGAGCUGUUCCCUGCUAGAUUCCGAUCGACCUGCCAUGGUUUAUCGGCCGCAGCUGGAAAAUCUGGAGCUAUAAUUGGUGCUUUUAUGGUCCAGGGUUAUAUUGAUAAUGCAGAUAACAAAACAGAGAGAAUGAAGAAAGCAAUCCUGGGACUUUCAGUUGUCAAUUUGAUUGGAUUCUUUUGCACUUUCUUGGUUCCGGAAACACGAGGUAGAUCGCUUGAAGAAAUUUCCGGUGAGGAUAAAGAAUUCCAUAGUGUUAUUGUAGAUGAUCCAGAUAUGAAAACAGAUGAUGAAACAAAGGAAGAAAGAAAUGCCAGUAUUGAUGAUUCUUCAGGUACCCUAACAGUUUAACUCCUUGGCAACCGAGAAGCAUCAUCAAGUGAGGGAAAAAAAAAAAGAAAAGGAAAAAGAAAGAAAUAAGAGUGCAUUGGUAAUGAAUAGAAUAAGUGCUUCCAUGUUUGUACAAAGUGUAGUUCUCAAUUUCUGUCCUAGCCAAUACUAAAAAGAACCAAAAGAAUAAUUAAUGUCUGUUUUCUAGAGCUGCUAGAAUAAGCAAUUAUCUGGUGUCUGUUACUGUGUAUUCAAGCUCUCUCAUUUUAUUCUAGCACCUCUAAAGUACUCAAAAGAAAUAAUGCUUCUUGC